Abrus precatorius (Indian licorice) is the source of this 1031-nucleotide messenger RNA. RefSeq lists its product as uncharacterized. NCBI's taxonomy places the organism in Eukaryota, Viridiplantae, Streptophyta, Magnoliopsida, Fabales, Fabaceae. Bases 1 to 990 code for a protein of 329 amino acids. The transcript is spliced from 8 exons. The record is from RefSeq and is a predicted model, not a curated record. Gene Ontology annotation, cellular component: membrane.
AUGGCAUUGGAGGUAGAGUGGUACGACUUGGUGUGUUUAGCCAUUGUUGGUGGGGCCUUGAUAGGUGCCUUAUGGGUGCUAUGGAAGAAUGAAGGAACCUCUCAAAUGGAUGAGACCCUUCUGGUGGGUGGAGCAUACAAUGGAGUGGUGAAUGUGAGCACCUCACAGUUAUGGAGCAGCUGUUGCCAUGGAGUGCACCCUUUGUGGCUCUUGGCCACUCGUUUCCUUUCCUUUGCGAUCAUGGCACUCUUAUUACCAAUUGAUCUUCUUGCCUACGAUGCUACCAUCUUUGUUUACUAUACAGAGUGGACUUUCACAUUAGUUAUGGUAUAUUUUGCGUUGGGGACUAUAGUAUCUGCAUACGGAUGUUGGCAGCUUUUAAACAAACCUCCACUUGAAAAUGGGGAAAUGGCUGAGUUUCUGAGAAGGGAUUCGGAAGAGAGUACGUCUACAAACACUAUGGUCUAUAAAGAGAAAGAAACCAAAGGUUCCAUCAAGUUUCAAAGCCAGUAUGUUGAAGAGGACUUUAAUCAAAGGGCUGGAUUCUGGGGUUACCUCAUGCAAAUUACCUAUCAGACUAGUGCUGGGGCUGUCGUCCUAACAGACGUUGUGUUUUGGUGUGUAAUUGUCCCAUUCUUAUCAAUUUCUCAUUUCGAGCUAAACAUGUUAAUGGGUUGCAUGCAUACCUUGAACGCAGUUUUUCUUCUUUUGGACACACUGUUAAAUAAUCUUCCCUUUCCUUGGUUUAGAGUCGCAUAUUUUGUGCUAUGGAGUUGUGGGUACAUAAUUUUCCAAUGGGUCAUCCACGCAUGUGGUUUUACAUGGUGGCCAUACCCAUUUCUCGAGCUUAAUACCCCGUGGGCUCCCCUUUGGUAUUUCUGCUUGGCAAUAAUUCACAUACCCUGCUACGGCAUGUAUUCAUUAAUAGUGAAAGCCAAAAAUACGAUUCUUCCCCAACUCUUCCCUCGUGCAUUUUUGAGGUCAUACUAGUUUGAUUGUCAUAGGGAAUUGCAGAAAUAUAGGAGUUGUUU